Procambarus clarkii (red swamp crayfish) is the source of this 530-nucleotide messenger RNA. The record is from RefSeq and is a predicted model, not a curated record. NCBI's taxonomy places the organism in Eukaryota, Metazoa, Arthropoda, Malacostraca, Decapoda, Cambaridae.
CUGGAGAAGAAUUAAAACCCACGAGUCCAAGUCAUUUCUUCCAUAAAACUGCAAAAGUAGAAGAAAGCCAAAAUUCUACUUCAUCUUCUGGAAAUAACCUUAAUAUGCACACUGCUGGCGAAGUAGGCUCUAGCUGGCUCUUUGGCAAACCAAUUAAAGAUGACUGUCCAGAUUUUGAGAAGCAGAUUCAAGAAGAAUUAAACACUAUCUUGCGUCUUCAAAAAGAUAACUUUUACUCAAGUUCAAGUAUCAAGGAAGAACGACAAACUAUCGAGUGUGAAAGUGAGCUUGACCCUGGUAAUUAUGACGACGUAGACAGUAAGGAAGAAAUGCAUUGCUCUUUUACAGAACAGAAAGUGGAUUUGAACUCUCUUAUGUACAUGAACAAUGAACCACAUGGUAGUUUGCACAAAAAAUAAAAUAAAAAUUCUUUUUAAUUAUUUAACUGCAUAACGCGCCUGCAGGCCCACGUCUGGGGGUGCACUACGCGCCUACAGGUAUUUGUAUUUUUCACGUUCCAUUCAAAACUC